CUUUUGGAUCAAACAGUCGACUAAAUAGUGUGUCAUUUGUCACGAGUUUUGCCAUUUCACGGAUAUAUCGUCGAAAUAAUGACCGAAAAGAAGUCGAAGAAGACUCUGGAGAGUAUCAACUCUCGGUUGGCACUCGUCAUGAAGUCCGGCAAAUAUAGCUUCGGCUAUAAACAGACACUAAAGUCACUCCGUCUGGGUAAGGCCAAACUGGUGAUCAUUGCCAACAAUACACCGCCGCUGAGGAAGUCUGAGAUCGAGUACUACGCUAUGUUGGCCAAGACUGGUGUCCAUCACUACACCGGCAACAACAUCGAGUUGGGAACUGCUUGUGGAAAAUAUUUUAGGGUCUGUUCGCUAUCCAUCACAGAUCCCGGAGAUUCAGACAUUAUAAAGAGUAUGCCAUCUGAACACCAAUAAUGAAAGUGAUGGUUAACUUUGUUUUGUGUAUAAUUUAAGACAAAAUAUUUUUCAUUUGAUUUAAAAAACUUAAUAAAAAGCGUGAAUUAAAAGACAA
This is a messenger RNA of Oppia nitens, 514 nucleotides long. It is a transcript of the gene RpL30, whose product is annotated as 60S ribosomal protein L30-like. Bases 79 to 417 code for a protein of 112 amino acids. Gene Ontology annotation, cellular component: cytosolic large ribosomal subunit. Gene Ontology annotation, molecular function: structural constituent of ribosome; RNA binding. The record is from RefSeq and is a predicted model, not a curated record. Lineage: Eukaryota; Metazoa; Arthropoda; Arachnida; Sarcoptiformes; Oppiidae. The transcript is spliced from 2 exons.